Molecule: messenger RNA, 569 nt
Organism: Syzygium oleosum
Lineage: Eukaryota; Viridiplantae; Streptophyta; Magnoliopsida; Myrtales; Myrtaceae
Product: protein GAMETOPHYTE DEFECTIVE 1-like
Exons: 2
Coding region: 116-490 (124 amino acids)
Biological process (GO): tRNA processing
Cellular component (GO): nucleolar ribonuclease P complex
Molecular function (GO): RNA binding
Source: RefSeq, a predicted model, not a curated record
CUUAAAACCCUGCAAAUUAAAAGUAUUGCACUGCAUGCCUGACUGCUGCUAAACCUACGACGCCUCUCCUUCACCGUCCAACAAGGCCAACUGCGUUGAAAUUGCGACCAAGGCGAUGGAGGUCGGCUACGACGGCGUCACCUACAACCGCUCGAUGAGUGGCAGUCGUGUACAAUCGCGACCACUGCUCCACCCCCUCCUCUCCCUCUCUGCGCUCCUCAAGGACCCCACCUUGCUCUCCUCGUCCGUCUCCCUCCACCACAGCCUCCUCAGCCUCCCCCUCCCCCUCGCCUUCCGCCGGUACACGCGCCUGACCGUCUUUGCCGAGACCGUCUCCCAGGCUCAGGUCCAGAACUCCGCGAACCCCGUUCUCAAGAGCUACGACUUGGUCACCGUCAGGCCUUUCGACCAAGCUGUCUUCGAUCACGUUUCUGAGAAAUCCGAGGUAGAUGAGUGGCAGCCCCCAGACUGCUGCAUUAUUUUAUAUUAAAAAAAAAAAACAAGUCCAAUGUGGGUGCAAGGAUCAGUUGCUGUUCACUCUUCACAUUUCCCAUCUUUUCAGUGGCCCC